AGAAAUCUCAAUUCCUGCAAUCGACUUUCGAGGAAUAUAUUAGAAAUGAAGUUCAUUAUGGAGUUUGCUGAGGAUUUGGUAUUGAGACUUAUGGAGGAUCCAAAAGAGAGAGAUCGCAGAUUCAGAGAGCAUAUUUAUGCGAUCAAGGAUCGGUGCCAAAAGACAAAGGAGAUGUGGAGCUAUCCUCUUCGUCCUUAUGGAUUUUGGACGUUUGACCGCCACAAUUCUCAGCUGAAGUGGGACCCACAAAUUAGUCAAGUUCCUGGUAGGAGGGAUCCUUAUGAUGAUAUGCUUCAGGACUUCAACAAUAGCUCAAAGUGAUUUGUGAAGAAUAUUUGCAAGACCUCAAUAAUUCGGUGGUGGAAGCGGGGAAGCUCUCAAGCAAUUUGUUUGAACGUUUGUUUAUUGCUUUUUAAUUUCUCGUGCUGUUAAGGAAGCACUUUGUGGGUUUGUAUUGUCAAACAGAGAUUUUGGUGCUGGAAUAAACAUUUUUAGCUCAUAAGACUAAAAAUUUCAAGUUGGUGAAUUUGAGAAACCGAUACCAUCAUUUUGUAUUAGUGUUUUAAGUAUACAUCACUUGGAAUUUCUUCUUAUAGUUGAUAUUGAUAUCAAAUGUUAUUCAUGGAGUUCUUGGUGGAUUAA
This is a messenger RNA of Cucumis sativus (cucumber), 642 nucleotides long. RefSeq lists its product as uncharacterized. NCBI's taxonomy places the organism in Eukaryota, Viridiplantae, Streptophyta, Magnoliopsida, Cucurbitales, Cucurbitaceae. Bases 46 to 321 code for a protein of 91 amino acids. The record is from RefSeq and is a predicted model, not a curated record. The transcript has 3 exons.